Molecule: messenger RNA, 2304 nt
Organism: Lasiosphaeria miniovina
Lineage: Eukaryota; Fungi; Ascomycota; Sordariomycetes; Sordariales; Lasiosphaeriaceae
Product: NOL1/NOP2/sun family-domain-containing protein
Exons: 10
Coding region: 95-2182 (695 amino acids)
Biological process (GO): maturation of LSU-rRNA; rRNA base methylation
Cellular component (GO): nucleolus
Molecular function (GO): RNA binding; rRNA (cytosine-C5-)-methyltransferase activity
Source: RefSeq, a predicted model, not a curated record
GUAGUUGCGAAAUAUCCUGCGGGUAGGCAGUCUAGUCGGCCACACCGAACAUUUCCCAGACCAAAAGCGGCCAGCCACCUACCUUGCUAUCAAAAUGGGUGUCGGCCGUCGCAUGCAAAAACAGGGUCCUCCCGAACCUCUGUCGGAAGCACAUUAUGCCAACCUGAAGCGGAAAAAGGGCAUUCCCGUCGAAGACGCUCCGGCUGAAUUUCCGUCGAGCAAGAAGCCGAGGCGGGGGAGCCAGGCGGCGAUCAAGGCGAACAAGGCCAGAGCCGAGGCGUCAAAACCGACCUCCAAGCAAGCCAAAGGCGCAAAUCGGGAACCGAUUGCCCUGAAAGAUGGCAAGAAGACGGCGGGCUCAAAGUCUAAGAAGGCGCCGGCGCCUGCGCCCGGGUCCGGCUCAGACGUGGAGAUGGACGACGAGUUUGGCGCAUCUGACCUAGAUCAAGCAAUUGGAAGCGGAGAUGAGAUGGACGUUGCAAAAGCCGGAGAUAAAUUCUUCGCCUCAGAUGACUCGGUGUACGACUCGGACCAGGAUGCGGCAAAGAAGGAAACAUUUUUCUUCUCUGACGACGAGGACGAGGACGACGAAGACCGAGAAGAGAAGCUGACGGCCGCCAAUAUCGAAGGCCUCUCGAAGAAACUCGACGACAAGCUCGCAGAAGAGGCAGCAGACAACGAGGCCGAACUGCGCGACGGCGCCCUUCAGACCAACAUUGACGGCGACAAGCCCAAUGUCCUAGGUGAUGACGACGACGACGAGCUUUCGUCCAAGACCAAAAAUCUGCUAGCGCCAGACCUACAGAUGCUGCGGAUCAGGAUAACGGAAGCAAUCCGGGUGCUUGAAGACUUCUCGAAUCUCGCGGAGGAGGGUCAGAGUCGGGCCGAGUACACCAGCCAGUUACUGAACGACGUCUGCGCCUACUACGGCUACAAUGAGUUCUUGGCAGAGAAGCUUAUGAAUCUAUUCCCAGUAAGGGAGGCGUUUGCAUUCUUUGAAGCCAACGAGAGCGCCCGUCCAGUCGUCAUUCGAACGAACACGCUGAGGACACAUCGUCGUGAUCUUGCGCAAUCUCUCAUCAACCGUGGUGUCACGUUGGAGCCAGUUGGCAAGUGGUCAAAAGUUGGUCUCCAAGUCUUCGAUUCCAAUGUACCGUUGGGAGCGACGCCCGAGUAUCUAGCGGGCCAUUACAUUUUGCAAGCGGCUUCGUCUUUCUUGCCCGUCAUGGCAUUGUGCCCCCAGGAGAAUGAGCGUGUUCUUGAUAUGGCAGCUGCUCCCGGAGGCAAGACAACGCACAUGGCCGCUCUGAUGAAGAACACCGGUGUUAUCUUUGCCAACGAUCCGAGCAAAUCUCGUUCCAAGGGUCUAAUAGGCAACAUUCACCGACUCGGCGCAAGGAAUACGAUUGUUUGCAACCACGAUGCGCGGGAAUUUCCCAGGGUAAUGGGAGGGUUUGACAGAGUUCUUCUUGAUGCUCCGUGCUCAGGAACCGGAGUUAUCGCCAAAGACCCCUCUGUCAAGACCAACAGGGACGAGAAGGAUUUCCAAGUGCUACCGCAUACGCAGAAGCAGCUGCUUUUGGCGGCCAUCGACUCUGUAAACCACGCCAGUAAGACUGGCGGCUAUCUUGUCUACUCGACAUGUAGUGUGGCAGUCGAGGAGAAUGAGCAAGUUGUCGCGUACGCACUCAGCAGGCGGCCCAAUGUCAAGCUCGUCGAGACUGGCCUUCCUUUUGGCAAGGAAGGAUUCACUAGCUUUAUGGGCAAAGAAUUCCCCCCCAGUCUUAAAAUGACCCGCAGGUUUUACCCCCACCUGUACAAUGUCGACGGAUUCUUCGUUGCCAAGUUCCAAAAGACGGGCCCUACGCCCCCUAAUGCUGUCAUGGCCAGCAAGGACAAGAACAACAACGCCAAGCCCCGCAGCUCUACUGCCACUGACGAGAACAGCGUCGUGGAUAAGACGCCCAUCACUGAAGAGGGAGACAACGACGAGGAUGGGUUUGCCGAGUUUGAUGAUGAGGAGGAUAAGGAUUACAUGGUUCGCGCCAAGCGCAAUGCCAUGCGGAGGAGAGGACUGGAUCCCAAGGCUCUAAACAAAAAGGCGCCUACAAAUGGGAAGGAGUCCGAGAAAAAGGCGAAGGCAGUAGAGGAAAAGGGGAAGGAAGCAGAGAAAAAGGUGUAGGGACAGAUGAGCAAUUCUGAUCUAGGUAUCCGGCCAUAAUAGAUGUAGAUUGGUGUAAAAUCUUCACGUCAUCUGCCUAUUGCACUUACGCUUGCUUGAAAUGAUGGGAACACAAUACUUGA